AUGGAAUUGUUUUGUUCCCUGUUUUCUAUCCCGCACACGUUUUGUUACACUACACGUGCUCUCCGGUCAACUCCUUUCCCAUCACGAAACAACCAAUUAGGCUACGCCCGACACACCCUCCCUCCACACACACCUUUCUCAUUCCCAAACGCCAAUAACACUCGACGGAAACAGGUAUAUAAGGCCCCACCUCAUAUCCUACCGUAUGUCUUCAGCUUUCCGCUCCAUCUCCGGUAGGAUCGCCUCAAAUCUUCAUUACCCUGUCUGCAACCGCGCCGCAGCACUCACGAGACAACACCUUCAUUUUCAAACCAGAAAUAUACAACUUUCGUCGGUUCCUUCGUCAGCUCCUUCUGCAUUUCGCAGAAUCUCGGCAAGAAAUUACGCGACGGGCCCCAGAAAAGGUGGAGAAACCGGCGGCUCCAAGAAUCCGUUUCCCAUAAUCCCACUGCUUGCCAUCCUUGUGGCUGGUAGCGGAGGAUUCUACUUUCUUGUGCAGAGCCGCAAAGAGCCAAUGCCUGCCAUCGAAGAGCCAUCGGGGAAACCUAGGCUGGCAGCUGGGGACGUAAAAAAGCCGGCUUUUGGUCCGGGAGAAGUCUCAGUUAUCUUUGUCCUCGGUGGGCCGGGGGCUGGAAAGGGUACUCAGUGUCAGAGCUUGGUGAGAGAUUACGGGUUCGUUCAUUUAUCAGCUGGAGAUCUUCUUAGGGCCGAACAAAACCGUGAAGGUUCGGAGUUUGGCGAGCUGAUCAAGACGUAUAUUCGCGAGGGAAAGAUUGUCCCUAUGGAGGUUACCGUUGCCCUCCUCGAGAAUGCCAUGAGAGAUGCUAUUGCGGCCCAGCAGAAGACUGUGUUUUUGAUUGAUGGCUCGCUUUCCCCGCUUACCCUCUUUUUCGAGUGCCCGGAGGAUACUCUGCUGCAACGUCUCCUCAAGCGUGGUGAGACUAGUGGACGUAUUGAUGAUAACAUUGAGAGUAUUAAGAAACGCUUUCACACCUUCGAGGUCACCAGCAUGCCUGUCGUAGACUACUACGAAAAGAAGGGUAAGGUUGUGAGAAUCGACGCAUCAUCCACUCGGGAGGGGGUGUACUUGCAGGUUCAGAAGCAACUUGCCGAUAAGCUUAAGGCUUAGAUGACUUAUCAGUUUGUACUGAACGAUACCUGUGAGUGCUUUUGACUGGGCAUAUUGGGUUUCUUUUUCCGUUUGCCAAUUCACGCGCGGAUGGUUGUACUAAGACUUCUCGCCUUUCCUUUGUUGGCAAUCGGAGUGUUUGUUUGCUAUAUAUUUUUCGCUGCGGAUAUCCGUGUUGGGGUUGGAUCUUGGUGGAAGGGACGAGCGCUGAAGUAGAUAACUAUAGACCUGCUUUGCUUUGAUUUUAAAGGGAUGCACUGAACCCGAAAGCCAGAAUGCUAUAUGGUAUAUAUUGUA
Molecule: messenger RNA, 1426 nt
Organism: Tuber melanosporum (Perigord truffle)
Lineage: Eukaryota; Fungi; Ascomycota; Pezizomycetes; Pezizales; Tuberaceae
Exons: 7
Coding region: 206-1129 (307 amino acids)
Biological process (GO): CDP biosynthetic process; UDP biosynthetic process
Cellular component (GO): cytoplasm; nucleus
Molecular function (GO): ATP binding; UMP kinase activity
Source: RefSeq, a predicted model, not a curated record